GCUUCUGCACUUCAUUCGGCUGCAGCGGAGAGCACCUCAGCCUGCCUCAGUUUUUUUUAACUGACUUUGGCUGUGACAGCACAGUGACAGAGAUCCUCUGUGACUAUAACCGGUGCAGCUUUAUCCACAGCUUUUUGUCCAGAUUGAUCCCAGGAUCACUGAGAAAGAAGAUGUUGAGGCGAAGGCCCUCAAAUGCCUCGGAGAAGGAGCAGGGGCACCAGAAGAAGAAGCUCACCCUGCAGAGGUCCAGCAGCUUCAAGGAUUUCAUGAAGCACAAACCCACCUCUCCUGUUGUGUCAGAGAAGGAGUUUACUUUGGAGGAGAAUGUGGCAGAUGGUGUGACGGCAGAAGAAGCAGUGAAAAGUGGCAGCAAGCUGGGAAAGAAAUGGCGCAACGUCAUCUCACGUACGAUGACCCGCAAAACAUCCAAGAUGGUGCAGAAGGCUCUAGCAGAAGAAGGGGGGGAGAGUGGUGAGGAGUUGUCUCCCACCUGCGAAUGGCUUCCAGACCUGAGUGCAGGACAGCGGACGUCUGUGUGCUCCACAGGCUCCGAGGACACCAUGCCCAGCCCCGUCAGCCGCCAGCUGUCUGGCAGCAGCGACCGACAGAGUUUGGACAGCGGUUACUGCCAGAGGGACAGCAUGAGGCUGGAGGAGAAUGGCGUCCCUUACAACGGACCCUUCUGUGGUCGCGCUCUGGUCCACACCGACUUCACUCCCAGCCCCUACGAUGUGGAGUCACUGAAGCUCCAAAAAGGAGACAUCAUCCAAAUCAUUGAGAAGCCCCCAGUGGGCACCUGGACCGGGAAGCUCAACAACAAAGUGGGUUCCUUUAAGUUCAUCUACGUCAACCUCCUGCCCGACGAGAAACCUCCGGCCCGCAGGCCACGCUGCAACAGCAAAACCAACAGAACCAAAUCCAAACCAAAAACCCUGGAGGAAGUCCUGGACAGCAUCGGCCUGACGGAGCUGAGUUCUCUGCUGUCCAUGCACGGUUUCCAGAGUCUGGAGGACUUUGCAGGACUGAAGGAGUCUCACCUGAACGAGCUGAACAUCACCGACCCAGAGCAGCGCUCCAAGAUCCUGAACACCACUGAGCUGCUCAGAGACUCUGAAGAGGAGUCGGAGCCAGAAGAGGAGGACAGAUCUGGGGAGGACGCCAAGGAGCCGAGGGAUUCAGGCUGCUUCGAGAGCUCAGAGAACCUGGAGAACGGACGCGAGGAGCCGAAGACGGAGGAAGAGACAAACCAAGGAACGGAGGAUCAUGAGCAGGAGCCCACAGAGCCAGGGGAGACCCAGACAGAGCAGCUGGAGGCCGUGCAGGAGCAACUGCAGGAGCUCACAGUGGAUGAAGGCUCUUGAGAAGUGACGGAAAAAUACUCUUUGACUCCUGGUUCUCAGUGGCCAUUUCAAUCUCUCUUCAAGGUAAGAGAGAGGACCGUUGACAAACUAAAAAUACUGUAUGAACUUCCAUUUUCCACAGUUGGCUUGGACUGUUGAGGAAGCCGGUCACAUUGUUUUGAAUGAACAUGUUGUCAUAUUGUCUGAAUUAUGUUGUGGUUUGCUGUUGUUUCACAUAUGGUGUGGUGUAAAGUGUCUGAUUUUGAUGGUACAAACUACGCAUUUAAAAGCGUGCCCUUGUCUCCUGUGUUUUCAUGCCUUGUACUCUUACAACCAUAAGAAUGUAAAAUAUUUCCACACAUUUUUCACGUAACUUGAUUACAGUUGUUUUACACAUAAAGCAGUGACGUUACAAUGAGGAAGUGCUGUAAAUACAAUUUAAAUAAAAGAAAUACUUCAGUGUGAUGUGAA
Messenger RNA from Stegastes partitus (bicolor damselfish), 1811 nucleotides. It is a transcript of the gene sash3, whose product is annotated as SAM and SH3 domain containing 3. Bases 171 to 1361 code for a protein of 396 amino acids. NCBI's taxonomy places the organism in Eukaryota, Metazoa, Chordata, Actinopteri, Pomacentridae. The record is from RefSeq and is a predicted model, not a curated record. Gene Ontology annotation, molecular function: protein binding. The transcript has 8 exons.